AGAAAUUCAUGUUGGCCGAUACUCUGAUAAGAACGCCUAUUCAAAUAAGUUGUGUUGUAAUCAACCGAUAUAUAACUUAUGGAUAACCUAAGUCAAUCCAAACGAAACGUUCCUAACUUGGAAGCGAUGGAUUUGGACAUAAAUUCUACUGAUUGUGAUACCAGUAUCAUUAGUACCAGUUCCAUUGAUCAUUUAAAUACAUCACCAGGAAUGUCCACAUUUUUCACAAGUUUUGAGGAACAGAUGAACUUAAGUGAGAAUCAACAAGAUAGUGUACAGAAGAGCUCAGUGGCAUUGUCCGGAAAAAUAGGUUUUUUACAGUCAAUCAGUCAUAAAUCUUCCACCAGUUCCAAAAAACGACUCAGCUCCGAACACAGUGGCUGCCAAGUUAAUAUCUAUGAUAUGAGAAAUAAUACUUUUUCUAAUGGCGAGAUUAUAAACCUAGAUGUUCAAGAACAAUUAGCGAUUCACAGGAUUGCCCAAUUCUAUGAUUUUCCUGAAAGCUGUCUGAUUCCAAUGCAAUAUGGUAUUAGCGGCGAGAGGAAUCCGUGUGUGGUAGCCAUAAGAGAAGAUUCUAGCGAUUUAACAUUGUUCUUACGCUGGGAAUCUGGUUUUGUCAUUGGCCGUAUAUGCGUCACUGUAAAAAACAAUGCGACACCACAAUCCCUUGCAGUCGACUUAGACAGGAAACUUAACUACAAAGAAACCUAUGAAAAGUACAGUCCAUAUUGCUUUCACCAAAAACUAGACAGUUUCAAGAAUCUAAAGGAGCAAGGUGUUGUUUCGGGUAACGAACUUAUAUUUCGCGAAAUUAGACCAAUCACUCUGAAGUGUUUGUAUAGAUCUUCACCAACGGUGGACGCAAUCUACUAUGUUAAUUCAUUGACUACGGAUACCAUCGGUGACGUAAAGCUCAAAGUAUUUAAUACAAUGAAAAAAGAACCCUCGAGCGAUGAAAUUCGUUCGUUAUCAUCACCAGAACAUAUCUGGCUCACUUCCGGUAAUCGUCUUUACGACAGAGAUAGAGAAUAUAUUGGAUCUCCAGCGCCCUCAGACAUCAAUAACAUUUCCUCUGGUCUUCUAGGAAUAGUAGAUGUGGUCAUCAAUGUACAAUCGUCCAACUGUUUACCUGUCAACGUUUUACAUACCGAAUUCGAUGGUUUACAAAAGAUAGUUAUAUCCACAUCAAUGUCAACGGCGGAACUUCGAUACAAGAUAUCAACCAUAUUCCACUGUUCACCGAAUGCACUCAAAAUUGCAAUUGACAAUAAACGAGUAACGGAAAUGAGUCGUAUUAGCAACUUUCAAGGGCUGAAGCGAAACUGUAUGAUUAUAGCAAGCAUACGUCAAGCUAUUACUAUCAACAUUGAGUUAGAGGACAAAACAUACCAAGUGUCUGUCAUGAAACUUGAUCCAGUUCUCUGUGUAAAACAGAAACUCUCAGAAUUAACUCAAUACGAAACAAAACACAUCAAACUGAUCUUCGAAGACAAGGAACCAAACGACCACCACCAAAUAGAAAAGGCACAUCUAAAAAAUGGGUCUGAGGUACAUGCAAUACACCUUCCAAAGCGUAUUUCUGUUUGUAUUAGAAAAAACGGAAAAGAUCCAGUUCACCUGAUCAUAGACGAUAGUCAAAAAAUAACGCCGAAGCUUUUAAAAUGUUUUUACACCGACACCAUUAGGCUGAAGCCUAAAUAUUAUAUCAACUACCACACCUUCGGAAAAUCAUUGCAGUUCGUGGAUAGUAAGUCAUUAGACAGUCAAGGUAUAGAAGAUGGCUGUAAAUUAUAUGCCACAGAAAGUCUAAAUAUUCAUAAGAAGGGGAAGCUUAUGAAUAUCUUUGAUUACAGGGAGGAUGGACAGAUUCACAUCAUCAAUGGUACCAUUAUCAACGGCAAUCUCUUGAAAGGUAUGGACGGUUCUGUUGAGUCUGACAAUUCGUCUGAGUUUGAUUCCCUAGAAAAACAGAAAGAAAUACCUGGAAUACGUCUAGCUUAUCCAGAAGAGGUAGCAGCAUUCAGCUCAAACUCAGACGAUUCCUGUGACAAUGGAAAUCUUUCAAAUGCCUUGGUCAAACUCAGAAUGCCUACGCCAGGUGCGCUUGUGACAGGAAAUUAUUCAAGUAGUGCAAUAGAAUCUCCUGCGUGGUUUCCAAUGGUUAAAAGUCCCUUUCAGCCACACACCACCAUAACACCAAAAUUGGAACAUAUUUCAUUAAUGUCCCACAGUAUCACAGAACCAAUUUUAGGAGAGCUUCCUGGAGUUGUCAGUGAUAAAGAACUAGACAAAUUGGUAUCAGAGCUUCCGGGAACUGUUUGGCAGUCUUUUAUGAGACAGUUGUUACCAGAUGCUGAAAUUACUAAACAAAUUGAAUCCCACAAAGGCAAUGUUAGCGAGCAAAUAUUUCAAUGUUUACAAAAGUGGAAGCAGAGAGAAGGUUCAAAGGCAACGAUAAAAGUUUUACAAGAUGCUCUGAAAUCUCAAGAAUUGAACUUAAUAUCUAUAAAAAUAUUUGGCAUGGAAGUUCAAAGCGAUUAAACAAAAGUGCUAAUUCCGAUGCAUAUGAACUGCAAUAAAGAUCAAAUAAUGUACUUUGAGUACAACGUGCUAAACACACGUUUGAACUGGAAAUUUGGCUAUAAAUCAAGCACAGAAAUCGGGUUGAUCCGAUUGCACAAACAAAUAAACCUUAUUCUGAAUGUAUUAAGCAGCAUAGAACUGAUCUCACCUUUAUCAAUAUAAUUUUCUUGUGUUUACCCUGAUCAUCUCAAUUUGCAUAAUUCUUUACUCAUUGCAUUAGUUUUUUCAUAUACAUCUUAAUUGUUUAUGAUCAAUACGCAUAUACACUUUUUUAUACUUCAGUUAUAUUUUUAUGAGAUAUUUAAUUUUAUCCAUAAAAUAAAAGCAAAAAUUUAUCAUAUG
Lottia gigantea (owl limpet) is the source of this 2925-nucleotide messenger RNA. RefSeq lists its product as hypothetical. Gene Ontology annotation, molecular function: protein binding. Lineage: Eukaryota; Metazoa; Mollusca; Gastropoda; Lottiidae. The coding region runs from base 79 to 2541 and encodes 820 amino acids. Gene Ontology annotation, biological process: signal transduction. The record is from RefSeq and is a predicted model, not a curated record. The transcript has 6 exons.